Molecule: messenger RNA, 255 nt
Organism: Kluyveromyces lactis
Lineage: Eukaryota; Fungi; Ascomycota; Saccharomycetes; Saccharomycetales; Saccharomycetaceae
Gene: MDM35
Product: Mdm35p
Exons: 1
Coding region: 1-255 (84 amino acids)
Source: RefSeq, a predicted model, not a curated record
AUGGGUAACGUGAUGAGUGCAAGUUUCGCUACAGAGUGUACACCUUUGAAGGGUAAGUACGAUAAAUGUUUUAACGACUGGUACAGCGAGAAAUUUUUGAAAGGUGAGUCAAUUGAAAACGAAUGCCAAACCGAAUGGUACGAAUAUAUGGAAUGUGUCCAAGCUAGCUUGGUGAAACAAGGCAUAAAACCAGCUCUAGAUGAAGCACGUAAGGAAGCACCAUUCGAGAAUGACGGAAAACCUGUAGAGCCUUGA